UGCGUAAUGUCAAUUCCAGUUUUGACAGUUGCUAUCCGAUCAAUAUUUGGUCGAGGAUUUUCCAAUAAUCUCUCGAAAAUCUUGUGAAACUGCAAUAAAAAGGGGCGUUGCAACUUAACGGGGAAACUUUAAUUCAAACCGGAUAUAACACCCGCAAAAUGGCGGCGGAUCCCUGGGUGGUUCAGCCACACGAGCAUGCAAAGUUCGCGGAACACUUCCGGAACCUCGGGCCCAUCAACGGAGCGCUGACCGGCGAGCAGGCCAAGAGAUUCAUGCUGCAGUCCCAGCUGCCUCCACCCAUUCUUGGGCAGAUUUGGUCACUUGCCGACACCAAUGCUGACGGGAAAUUGGACCUGAAGGAAUUCUCCAUUGCUUGCAAGAUUAUCAAUUUGAAGCUACACGGGAUUGAAAUACCUAAAGCACUCCCGCCAUCUUUGAUCGCUUCAUUGAGUCCUGCAGCUCCACCUCAGAAACAAUUCACUCCCCCAGCGAAACCCCCUAUCCCCCCAAUGCCAUCCAUUCCUCCCCAACCGGCCCAGCCCCUCAUAAGCGGCCUCCCCUCCCAAGCCCCUCAGCCACUGACCAGUAACUCCCUCCUAGGAGACUUCGGGGCCCCUAGCCAACCCUUAAUCAGCACUGGACCCCCAACCGUGCCCCCUAUGAUCCCCCCCGCUAAACCGGUCACGGCCGUACCCGAUUUGAUCUCCGGUGUAAAGCCAUUGAACCCACCGAUGGCUCAGCCAUUGAUGGACCAGCAAUUGAUUAAUACCCAGCCGUUGGUGGGUGCUCCGCCUAUAGCUAGUCAGCCUUUGAUUGGUGCAAGUCAGCCGUUAGUCGGUGCGAGCCAGCCGUUAAUGAGUGCUCAGCCGUUGGCGACUCAACCCUUGGUAGGUGCAGUCCAACCUUUAGUGGGUGCUACUCAAACCUUGGUAGGUGCAAGUCAGCCUUUGAUCGGUGCUACCCAACCUUUAAUUGGAGGAUCUCCACCGUUAGCGUCUACUCAACCCUUACCUACGACGGUUCAACCUCUAGUUGGCGCUAGCCCGCCUCUAGCUCCAUUAAUAGGUUCUCAGCCAUUAAUGGGUGCUCAGCCUUUGAUCCCGAAUCAGCCGAUAAUGGCUCAGCCAUUGGCGGGUCCAACCCCGCUGGUCCCUUCAUCCCAGCCGUCGUUAGUGGGUGGCACGACCGUUGGUUCGCUGAUCAGCAGUCCUCCGAAGCCUGUCAACACGGUGGCGGGUUCGAUGGCGGGCCAGCCUGUCACUUCCACUCCUAUUAACGCUGUGAAGAGCGAGAUUUUGUCUAAACCUGGGUCUGUGGUGACGAGCCCAACUGAUAUGCCGAUGGGAGUCGUGAGUCCCCCACCAGUGGAGUGGGGUAUCCCGCAACCUCAGAAACUGAAGUACACCCAACUAUUCAACGCCACGGACCGCACCAAGAGCGGGUCCGUUUCGGGCGCGCAGGCACGCGCCGUGAUGCUGCAGUCGCGGCUGCCGCAACAGUCGCUCGCGCAAAUCUGGGCGCUGGCCGACCUCGACUCCGACGGGAAGCUCGGUUGUGAGGAGUUCGUGCUAGCCAUGUAUCUGUGCGAGCAGGCAACGCAAGGAGAGCCGGUGCCGGCCAAACUACCGCCAGAAUUGAUCCCGCCCACUUUCAGGCGUGAAUCAGUGACGUCAGUCAGCAGCAACAAGUCGUACGAAGAACGCCGCAGGGAGAACCUAGCUAGAGGCCAGGCUGAAUUGGAAAGACGCCGCUCGCAGCUGGCCGACCAGCAUAUGAAAGAGAAGGCUGAAAGAGAGCGCAAAGAGAGGGAAGAAGCAGAGAAGAGAGAGAAACUCCGUCUAGAAGCUCAGAAGAAGGAACAAGAGGAAUUGAUGAGGAAACAGAAGGAAGAACAGGAGAAACGUGAGGCAGCAAGGAAGGAAAUGGAAAGACAGUGUCAGCUGGAAUGGGAGAAAAAAAGGACAAGGGAGUUAGAAGCCAUGAGGACAGAAGAGCAAACAAAAGUCUUAAGCCUAAAAGCAAAGACUCAAGCGGUCUCAGCCGAACUCAACUCAGCCACGGUCAAAGCGGCCGACCUGGCCAAGAGCAUCAGAGACACCAGGACAGCGGUGGCUGCUGCUAAGUGCACUAUUGAUGGGAUGAGAUCCGACCGCGAUUCAAGCAUGGCUGAAAUGCAGCAACUCAAAGCUCGAGUGAAGGAAUUAAAUGCGAAGCAAAUCGCGCUUAACAAAGAAAAAGCUGAGCUGGACGCUAAGGCUAAAGCAUCAGAGGGAGCUGGUGAAGAUGGAAAGCUGAACAUGAUGGAGAUUACUCUAAAACAACUGCGGGACAAGGUGGAAGCAGCCAAAGCGAUCGUCGAAAGCAAGAAGUCCGACCUCGAGUCCAACAACUCCCAGCUGUCAGAUCUGUCAGCGCGAGUGACAGAACUCAGCGAGAAAUGCGCUAAUGUAUGGAAGGUUUAUGAAGCGAAGCGGCUGGAAUAUCAGCAACAGCGGUCUACGGCGCCUGCUGAAAGUGGUUGGGGCACUGGUGAAGCUGACUGGGGUACUUCUAACGAUGCUUGGGGCGAUACUGGAGCUCAAGACGACGCUUGGGGCGACGCUCCUCCUACUACAGCAACCGAACCCGUGACAUCAACUCCGUCAACUACGUCAGCGCCAUCGGCCGCGAGAUGGCGCUGCGUGUACGAAUUCAACGCGCGAACGCCCGACGAGCUUAGCUUGCAGCCGGGUGAUCUGGUCAGCGACGCGCAGGCGCCUAGAGGCGACGCCGAGCCCGGCUGGCGGUGGGGCACAGCCAGAGGUCAAUCGGGCUGGUUCCCUGAAUCCUAUGUUGAGGACAUUAACGCGGUGGCCGCCUAUGCUACCGAGGUCAUCGAGCCUAUGGAAACCAAGACUCAGCUCGAAGGCAUAGCAGAAGUGCCAGAGGCAGAGAUUGCAAACGAUUUGGGCGGAGCGAUGCCUGUUGUUGAAGGUGGAGAUUUCUACAUAGCGGCGUACCCUUACACUUCGGCCGAGCCUGGUGACCUGACCUUCGAAGCUGGCGAACGGAUUGAAGUCAUGAGGCGGGACGGGGACUGGUGGACCGGACGGAUCGGGAUCCGAACGGGCAUAUUCCCCUCAAACUACGUCACCAAAGACACAACCUCUUCCACCGGCGACACCAUCAGCACUAUACCGGAGGCGGCUGAACCGGAACCGGAGCCGGCCAGCCCGCUGCCGGCGCCGCAACCGGCGCCCGUCGCCGUGGCGCCGGAACCGGAUUUGGUGCAGGAGCAAAAGUCCUCAACCCCCGUGUCAUCAGAAGUGGCAGCCAUUACGGACGCGGCGCGCCCGCCGUCGGCCGCCCGCCGCGACUCGGGCCGGGACUCCGCCACCGCGCGACGGAAGCCCGAGGUGGCGCAGGCCGUGGCUGCCUACACCGCCGCCAGCGCCGAGCAGUUAUCCCUGACUAAGGGCCAACUCCUUAUCGUCCGUAAAAAGGCAGACAGCGGCUGGUGGGAGGGAGAACUCCAGGCCAAAGGGAGGAACAGACAAGUGGGCUGGUUCCCCGCUAGCUAUGUCAAGGUGAGUGUCAUUGACAGUGUCGCCACCUGGCAUUACCCUAAUUUAGGGUAUUUUUAGGGUAGAAAAUU
Messenger RNA from Ostrinia furnacalis (Asian corn borer), 3634 nucleotides. RefSeq names its product dynamin associated protein 160 (gene Dap160). Gene Ontology annotation, molecular function: protein binding; molecular adaptor activity; calcium ion binding. Gene Ontology annotation, cellular component: cytoplasm; plasma membrane; intracellular vesicle. The transcript is spliced from 24 exons. Lineage: Eukaryota; Metazoa; Arthropoda; Insecta; Lepidoptera; Crambidae. Gene Ontology annotation, biological process: clathrin-dependent synaptic vesicle endocytosis; endosomal transport. The record is from RefSeq and is a predicted model, not a curated record. The coding region runs from base 159 to 3623 and encodes 1154 amino acids.